CAAGAAACGCCAGGCACAGGUCGAAGCCGAACAACUCGAGAAGAAGCGAGCCAAAGCGGAGACGCAUGCUGCGAAAGUGGAAGAGGAGGAUCCAUUCAAUUGAGCGAUUGUCGCAGCUUGUCGUUUCCUUCCGUCGUUGCUGUGUGUGACCAGCUUGACGCGUUUGGCGAUUCGUGCCGACGCUCAAAAGAUGCUAGCGAGGCUUACCUGGACGCUCUUCCUGGCUGCGAGCGUGCAUGGACUCGUAUGGAAGACGUUCAAGAUUGUCUUGCAGGGCUCACUCAGGCUUGACGACCCGCUCUAUCCCGCGGUCCGGCUACUUACUGUCAAUGCUGACAACCCGGGCAACAUCUAUGCGACCUUGUACGAUGACGGGCGCAAGCCCACAUCGUAUGGCGCUUCGAACAAGAACAUAGCUAUCGUCAACCAUGGCUUCGAUAGCAAGUCGCUGCAAUAUAAGCUGGAGAUCAGCACAUCAGCGACGAUCGCGCAAGACAAUACAUGCUGUCAAGCCGCUAAUCUCGCUGCAAACUUCGUACUCAGCGUGAAUGACGAUGUCGAGAGCAAAGGAGCCCAUCUCGUCUUCGAGACGUUCUGUACAGGCAGUAAGCCGUGGUGCGACAUCAAGCCCACCAUCAGAGUCUAUGCUGCCGAAGACGAUGGCACGACGGCUACACCGAUAUGAUGCUUGCAAUCAUACAAUCCCUUUGGGCGCUUCCCGUGGUGCCGGAAACAUGGGCUCACGUAAUCGGCUCGCCCGAGCUCGCACGGCGGCUGCAAUGAGCAGGUAAAAUGCGCCGUCUAUGCUCUGGUAGACGAGCGAUGCCAGGACUGCUGUAACGACAUAGAACGUGAUCUUCACGCUGUGAUGCCUGUUGAGGUGAUAUUAGCUUCUGAGCGUAGGCAUGCGCGUUCACUCACCGGUACAAAGCGGACUGCCGUAAGAGAGGCAGAGGCCACUCGAACGCGAGCAUUAUCAAUGCGUGGACCUGCAGAGGUCGUCAGCGAGCAUCUUCAUGCUCAACGCGGCU
This is a messenger RNA of Mixia osmundae IAM 14324, 1031 nucleotides long. RefSeq lists its product as uncharacterized. The record is from RefSeq and is a predicted model, not a curated record. Bases 191 to 685 code for a protein of 164 amino acids. The transcript is spliced from 5 exons. NCBI's taxonomy places the organism in Eukaryota, Fungi, Basidiomycota, Mixiomycetes, Mixiales, Mixiaceae.